AUGGUUCAAUUCUACUCCGAGGAGCUCAAGUUAGAAAGAACGGAUCCAACGCUAUGGAGGCUGCGUACUGACGAAUUGGGCCGUGAAACGUGGGAAUACUUAACUCCUGAACGAGCUAAGAAUGAUCCGCAGUCUACUUUUACUCAAUGGCUGUUGAUGAUACCUGAUUUUCCAACACCAGCACCAGACAAACAUUAUGGCUGCACCGAUUUCACCGCAGCUGAUGCAUGUCGGAAUGGCGCUUCAUUUUUCAAACUUCUCCAGGAUCCUGAGUCUGGUAUUUUCCCUUGUCAGUAUAAAGGUCCAAUGUUCUUGACAAUAGGAUACAUCGCGGUGAACUACAUCGCUGGGACAAAAAUUCCGGAUCAUGAAAGAAUAGAGCUGAUCAGGUACAUUGUUAACACUGCCCACCCUGUUGACGGAGGAUGGGGGUUGCAUUCUGUAGAUAAGUCGACGGCCUUCGGCACCGUUGUGUGCUACGUGGGUUUGCGUUUGCUUGGUCUCUCCAAAACGCAUCCUGUUUGUGUGAAAGCGAGAAAGCUGCUUAUGAAGCUUGGUGGCGCCAUCGGAGCUCCGCACUGGGGGAAGAUCUGGCUAAGCGUUCUGAAUCUGUACAAAUGGGAAGGAGUAAAUCCUGCUCCGCCAGAGACGUGGCUGCUUCCUUAUUCGCUGCCCAUUCAUCCUGGUAGGUGGUGGGUCCAUACGAGAGCGAUUUAUUUGCCAGUGAGCUAUCUGUCAUUAAUACGUUAUUCUUGUCCACUGACAGACCUGCUGGAGGAAUUGAGGACCGAAAUAUAUACACGGCCUUUCGAAACAAUCGAUUUCUCGAAGAAUAGGAACACAGUCUGCGGAGUGGACCUUUACUACCCUCAUAGCACCGUUCUGAAUAUCGCAAACACGGCGAUGGUGUUCUACGAGAAAUACAUUAGGCCUUCUUGGCUAUCCAAGAUGGCCAAGAGGCGAGUGUACGAUUUGGUUAAGAAGGAGAUAGCCAACACGGACUACCUCUGCAUCGCUCCUGUCAACCAAGCGUUCUGUGCCUUGGUGACUUUGAUAGAGGAGGGAGUCGAUUCCCCACAGUUCAAAAGAUUCCAAGAGAGGUUCAAAGAUGCUCUUUUUCAUGGCCCUCAAGGCAUGACCGUAAUGGGCACUAAUGGCACUCAAACAUGGGACUGCGCCUUUGCCAUUCAGUAUCUCUUCGUUGCUGGUUUGGCAGAGCAGCCGCAAUAUUUCGAUACUAUCUGCGCAGCCUAUAAGUUUCUCUGCCGUACUCAGUUUGAUACAGAAUGUGUGGAAGGAAGCUUCAGAGACAAGAGAGUGGGCGCCUGGCCAUUCUCUACCAAAACCCAAGGAUAUACGGUCUCAGAUUGUACCGCCGAGGCCAUCAAAGCCAUCAUCAUGGUACGACAUUCUCCGAUAUUUUCUCAUCUUCGUGACGAGAUAAGCGAUGAAAAACUGUGCAAGGGUAUCGACGUCCUUUUAAGUUUACAGAACAUCGACUCUUUCGAGUACGGCUCUUUCGCUACUUAUGAGAAAAUUAAAGCACCUCUGUCAAUGGAAAAACUGAACCCUGCAGAGGUUUUUGGGAACAUUAUGGUCGAAUUUCCCUACGUAGAAUGUACAGACUCUUCAGUGUUGGGAUUGACCUAUUUCCACAAAUAUUACGAUUACCGCAAGGAAGAAAUUUCGCAGAGGAUCAAACUGGCAAUUGGCUAUAUCAAAAAAAACCAGCAAGAAGAUGGCAGUUGGUAUGGCUGCUGGGGUAUCUGUUUUACCUACGCUGGUAUGUUUGCCAUGGAAGCCCUUCAUAGCGUAGGGGAGGACUAUUCAAACUCUGAGGUUGUUCGCAAGGGAUGUGAUUUCUUUGUUAACAGGCAGCUUCCCGAUGGUGGGUGGGGAGAAUCAAUGAAAUCCAGUGAAUUGCACACAUAUGUCGAUUCUGUUGAUUCCUUAGUAGUACAGACGGCGUGGGUUCUGAUCGCGCUGCUGUUGGCCAGAUAUCCCAACAAAGAAGUUAUUGACGCAGGUGUUGAACUUCUGAAGAAAAGGCAGCUUCCAUCAGGUGAAUGGAAGUUCGAGAGCGUCGAAGGUGUCUUCAACCAUUCUUGUGCCAUCGAGUAUCCUAGUUAUAGGUUUCUCUUCCCAAUAAAAGCCCUAGGUCUUUAUUGUAAAAUAUACGAUGAUGAUGCUAUUUAA
Molecule: messenger RNA, 2196 nt
Organism: Torulaspora globosa
Lineage: Eukaryota; Fungi; Ascomycota; Saccharomycetes; Saccharomycetales; Saccharomycetaceae
Gene: ERG7
Product: lanosterol synthase ERG7
Exons: 1
Coding region: 1-2196 (731 amino acids)
Biological process (GO): ergosterol biosynthetic process; triterpenoid biosynthetic process
Cellular component (GO): lipid droplet
Molecular function (GO): lanosterol synthase activity
Source: RefSeq, a predicted model, not a curated record